Molecule: messenger RNA, 2000 nt
Organism: Daucus carota subsp. sativus
Lineage: Eukaryota; Viridiplantae; Streptophyta; Magnoliopsida; Apiales; Apiaceae
Product: probable CoA ligase CCL5
Exons: 4
Coding region: 48-1751 (567 amino acids)
Molecular function (GO): CoA-ligase activity
Source: RefSeq, a predicted model, not a curated record
CACACUGCAUUUUAAGAGAAUAUACACAUUCUAAAAUUUAUUUCAAGAUGCCUGGUGAAGAAGGAUUGAUCACUAGUGUCAAAGAGGCAAAAAAUCGAACCGAGAAGAUCGACUGGCGAAGCGGAUUUAAUCCACAGACUGGGGUUUAUAACCCUUUGUUUCGACUUCCUAAAGGUUAUGAGAUACCGACAAGUCAUGUCACGGAUACAGCAACAUAUGUGAUGUCACAUAUUCCACAACUAGACUUGGCCGAGUCCCGGCUAGCACUCGUGGACUCGACCACAAAGCAGCAAGUGACUUAUGGACAGCUCCGACGGUCCAUCAAGUCACUUGCUACAGCACUCUUUACUGGACUUGGGAUCCGUAAAGGGGAUGUGGUUUUUCUUCUCUCUCCCAACUCGGUCUUGUAUCCAACCAUUUGUCUUGCGGUGCUUUCCAUUGGCGCGAUCUUAACAACUGCCAAUCCAAUCAACACAGCAUCGGAGAUUGGAAAGCAAGUACGCGACUCUGGCGCGAAAAUUGGAAUAGCUGCCCCGGAAUGUAUGGAUAAGUUAUCGCCAUCAGGGAUUCCUACAUUGCUCACAACAAGGCCUGACAAUGACACUACACUCUCCGUAGAGAAACUAAUUGAUGAUUGUGAACCACUUGACUUGCCUAAAGUUCACAUCACUCAGUCAGACACUGCAGCAAUCUUAUACUCUUCAGGAACCACUGGUGUAAGUAAAGGUGUGAUUCUCACACACUCUAAUCUCAUAUCAAUAAUGGCGAUUCUCAGAUGGUCCGUCGACGUUUCAUCAUCCCAAAAUGAUGUCUUCUUAUGCUUCAUCCCCAUGUUUCACAUCUAUGGUCUGGUUUUCUUUGGUUUGGGCUUGUUCUGCUCCGGGAUCACAAAUAUCUUGAUGCAUAAAUUCGACUUCAAGGCAAUGCUCGAGGCUAUACAGACGUAUAAAGUGAAUAACUUACCUGCAGUUCCUCCAGUUAUACUAGCACUUGUAAAGUAUGGAAGCUGUGGAUAUGACUUGACAUCGUUACGACGAGCAGGAACAGGUGCUGCGCCAUUAAGCAAAGAGUUAGGGGCGGAAUUCCGAAUGAAGUUUCCAUGGGUUGAGCUAAGGCAGGGGUAUGGACUAACUGAGAGCUGUGGCGCAGCUACUUUCUUUCCUACAGACAAACUGGCGUUGGCUCAUUCAGGUUCAUCGGGAAUGUUGCUUCCAGAUUUUAGUGCUAAAGUCGUAGGCACAGAGAGUAGGAUUUCAUUGCCGCCCUAUAAACAAGGGGAAUUGUGGUUGAAAAGUAGAGCUGUGAUGAAAGGGUACCUGGGAAAUGAAGCAGCAACAAAUGUCACAAUUACUUCGGAUGGGUGGCUUCAAACUGGAGACCUUUGUUACUUUGAUGAAGAUGGAUGUCUAUACAUUGUAGAUAGGUUGAAGGAGCUUAUCAAGCACAAUGGAUAUCAGGUAGCACCAGCGGAACUAGAAGCCAUACUUCUAACUCAUCCUCAGAUCCUUGAUUCGGCAGUUAUCCCAAUCGAAGAUGAAGAGACAGGAGAAAUACCGAUGGCAUACGUGGUAAGGGCACCUGCUUCUGAUCUCACUGAAGAACAAGUCAUUCAAUUUGUUGCCAACCAGGUAGCACCAUAUAAAAAAGUGAGACGAGUUGCAUUCAUCAGUGCCAUACCAAGAUCAACUGCCGGCAAAAUCUUGAGGAAAGAUUUAGUGUCUCAAAGUCAAAAAGUCAUCUCCAAAAUGUAGCAGCUUCAUAUAUAUAUGAGUUUGUACUUCAUAUACAAAGAAUGAAAGAACACUGCAAGUUACUCUCUAAGGUAUUGGCAUCAGAAGAUACAGAAGCAGAUACACAGAGUAUGAAAAUACUAUCACACUAUGUACGAGAGUAAAUUUCCUAGUUUGAUUCAAAUAAAUUUCAACUUGUACAAUGAUUUUCCAUAAUUUUGAUAAGAGGUAAACUACUUGACUUAUAUGGCCUUUAAAUUUGAUAACUCA